CGGAGGACGUUUCCCCAAAUAAACCUAAUAUAACCCAAAUUCAAAUUAGUUAGGGCUCUAAUAUAAAUAGUUGUAAUACACGUUUACCUUGCCUAACAAGAAAUGCAGUGGAGAGUCCAGUUCUAAUUCAUCAGUUUCAUCAAUGGAGGUUUUCGAUCUCUCUUCAAUGGAGAAAAGUGGCAGUUCAAAAGUAACGGAUAAUGGUGGUCGUUCAAAAGCACUGGACAAGAGGAUGAUGAAUUAUUUGGUGAAAUACGUAAUAGGAAAAUCUUUUCCGUAUGAGCAUACUGUUAUAGAGGAUGUAGAUGAAGUUUAUGGAAUCAGACUGUAUAGCCCAUUACAAAUUCUUGGAACUACCCAGGGGACGAAGAAGAACAAGCGAUUUAUAUUCACCUUUCAGAACAAGCGGAAUUGCAAAGUGUUUAUUAGUAAAGAUACUCCAGGGUUUUGGAAACCUAAUCCCAAAAUUAAGUCUAUUUUUGAUUCCAACAAGAAACACAUUGGCAACAUCAAAAUUUCCUGGUACUACUACUAUGACACCAACAAUGGUAGACGCAAGUCAUCAAAGAGAUUGAAAAAGAGUGAGUGGCAUAUCAGAGAGUAUUAUCUCUCAUCGAAAUAUUUGCCCCCAAACAAAGUUGAGAGAAAAGAUGUGAUAUUAACCAUGAUGAUGAAGACGAAGGAACAAAAAGGUGGUAAUAGUAAUAAUAACAAUCAAGAGAAAUCCGAUAAGGCAAUGCAGAUUAUUCAAUCUCAAGAAGACGGACACGUUCAACUUGAUCAUAAUAAUGGUGACGCUGUGGAGAUGUCUGUUGAGAAUCAGCUAAUUAUGCAAUCUUUACAAAGCCUUCAACUUUCUGAUAAGGCGAUGCAGAUUAUUCAAUCUCCACAAGGCGGACAGGUUCAACUCGAUCAUAAGAAUGGCGACACUGUGGGGAUGUCUGUUGAGAACCAACUAAUCAUGCAACCUUUACAAAGACUUCAACUUUAAUGACAAGAAUAGAAAGAUUAGUUUCUUUUUUGGCUUAAAAACUAGUGCUCAUACCUAAGUGCUCUUUUGUUUUUACAAACUGCUGAAUCUAUAGUUAAGUUUGCUGCCAAAUGAUUACAUUGAUUGUUGGGAUUCCUGUCUACCUUUUUGCUUUAAGUAUAUAUGUGUGAUAGUGAACAAUUGAUUCACUUUUG
Messenger RNA from Solanum lycopersicum (tomato), 1185 nucleotides. RefSeq lists its product as uncharacterized. Gene Ontology annotation, molecular function: DNA binding. Gene Ontology annotation, biological process: regulation of DNA-templated transcription. The record is from RefSeq and is a predicted model, not a curated record. Lineage: Eukaryota; Viridiplantae; Streptophyta; Magnoliopsida; Solanales; Solanaceae.